Salvia hispanica is the source of this 855-nucleotide messenger RNA. RefSeq lists its product as uncharacterized. Gene Ontology annotation, cellular component: plasma membrane. NCBI's taxonomy places the organism in Eukaryota, Viridiplantae, Streptophyta, Magnoliopsida, Lamiales, Lamiaceae. The record is from RefSeq and is a predicted model, not a curated record. Gene Ontology annotation, molecular function: protein binding.
AUGGUUUCAGAAGAAGCUAAAAAGGAAACAAAGAAUAACGUAGCAACUUUCCAAAUACUUGUGCAACAAGAUCCAUUUCUUGUUGAUCAUGUUUCAUUUCCACGUUCAAGAAGUCUCUUACAUUUUGCAGCUGAAAAUGGGCGCGUUGAGAUUGCCAGAGAAUUGUUAUCUGUAGCCCCUGAGAUGCGCUGGUGGCAAGAUGAUCAAGGCAUGAACCCGGUUCAUAUUGCAGCCAUUAGAGGGCAUGUCGAGAUCUUAAAGCUGCUGCUUCAGCUGGACUUGUAUCCUGCGAUGGAGAGACUUAAUCGAGGCCAGACUGUGAUGCACUUGUGCGUGAAACAUCGUCAGCUUGAGACGUUGGAGUGUUUGGUUGAGGAAAUGAGCGACCUUGUGAAUGUGAAGGAUGAUGAUGGGGACACACGCUUGCAUUUGGCUGUUAGGUGCGAUCAAGUUGAGAUGGUAAAAUAUUUGGUGGAUGACUAUAAAGUAGAGAAUCUAACGGAGAACUCCAUGGGCAAAACACAGCUGGAUAUCUUGAGAGGGAACUCCCAACACACAACUAAGCCUUCAGAAAUUGAAAGGUUACUACUUUUGGCAUAUGACCCAAUUCCCAACACCUAUCGCGAGAUGACCGACAUGACAAUGGUGGUGGUGGGCCUGAUAGCCACGGCAUUCAGUGCGGCUGUCAACCCCCCGGGUGGCGUGUGGCAGGAUGACACGUCAUCACACAGAGCCGCCAAAGCAAUAAUGGCAUCUUCACAUCUGAUACGGAUGACCCUUCGGCACUGGCGGAGGAGCAGCAGCGUGUGGCCGUCGAAGUUGCACAGACCGAGGAGUUGCUGGAGCAGGAGCUGA